Angiostrongylus costaricensis is the source of this 201-nucleotide messenger RNA. Lineage: Eukaryota; Metazoa; Nematoda; Chromadorea; Rhabditida; Metastrongylidae. The record is from the annotation of a GenBank genome assembly.
AUGAGUAUUGCUAUUCUGAAUGAUCCGCAGUUAUCUACUGACGUCUACGACCUUCUAAUUUCACAAACAACACCAAGUUUGGCACCAUCAGCUCGUGACGAAUCUCGUGACAUUUUCACCAGCGUCCUCAGCGUUCAUUCGUCAACGCAGCAGUUUUAUUCACCAUCAAUGAAUUCGCUCGUCAUAUUACUACGAUUAUAA